Onthophagus taurus is the source of this 941-nucleotide messenger RNA. NCBI's taxonomy places the organism in Eukaryota, Metazoa, Arthropoda, Insecta, Coleoptera, Scarabaeidae. The record is from RefSeq and is a predicted model, not a curated record.
GCUGAAGAAGUCUCCACUUCGGAGAUGUUGUUAAUAAUGUCUGAGUGGAGUUAGAGUGAAGGUGGUGGAGUUGGUUGUGGAGAUUGUGGUAGAGCGGUCAAUGAACUCGUUUCGCUGGUGCUGCCGGUAGCGUGGCCAUUGCGGCCCCUCCUUCUCUUCGCCGAGAGCCGCGGCAGCAGCUCUUACCUGUUGUCCCGGUAGAGACCCGGCGGCGUUAGUAUUACCGUGCCGCGUGUACUUCGGUUCCUUUUGGUUCCAAAACGCGAGUGAUUAACAUAUAUAUAUAAAAGACACACGUGGUGCUGGUGAAUCUCUCCGAAGGAGGCGUCGCAAAUAACUAAAAAAUAGGAUGACACGAUGAAAAUAUUGACAACUCGUGGAUAAACGAAAUGGACGUGUUCAAGAUUGAACAGCAGACGCAGGUUUUAGGUGGCGCUCCGUCGCCGGACAGGAUUAACCCGGAGGUGACCUUCGACGCCGGUUCCGAAUUCAAUUUGAGCUUCUUCGACGCGACACCCGGUGAAGAUAACAGUAGCACGCAGGGUUUUAGUGACCCCGGCUCUGUCGGAUCGGCUUCUGCAGGGUCACCACCUCCGUUGGUACCAGGUAGCAACGGCACCAGUACUCCUUUACUUUUGACUUCGACUUCUUCUGGGACUACUUCUGCAGUUGUCGCAGCCGCUACUUCAGUUGCUUCGGCCGUUUCUAUUGCACCGACCUCAACCAAACAAGGUGAGGACUUACAACGUAUAUCAGACCUCACUGAAGAUGAUAAAUACGAACAGCAUUAUGUUGCGGCCGAUUCAAACAGUUCAUCUACGACGAAAACGUUUAUUCCGUGCAAAGUAUGUGGUGAUAAAGCUUCCGGAUAUCAUUAUGGUGUAACAUCUUGUGAAGGAUGCAAGGUACGUCAUUUAUUUCUUUAAAUAUAUAUGGAAAUU